ACUCUUCCAAACCUAGAUCCUGUCUUCCAAAACUCCAAAAUAAAUUAAAAACACAGAAACUUCUACUUCAAUUAAUUAAACAUCUUUAUUUCUUCUGUUGAAUUCUUCAGUUUUUUCUCUUUUUUUUGUUUGAUCAGAGAAUUUUAUGGAGAUGGGGAUUUGGUGUUGUAGACAUGUAAUGAUUGUAUGGAUUGUUGGGUUUCUAUUUAUGCAGAUGCGGGCAAUACAGGGGCUGAGGUUCGUCAUAGAUAGAGAAGAGUGCUUCUCCCACAAUGUUCAAUACGAAGGAGACACUCUUCAUGUCUCUUUUGUUGUGAUUAAGGCCGAUUCCCCUUGGCAUUUCAGCGAAGACGGUGUCGAUCUAGUGAUAAAGGGACCUUCUGGAGAACAGAUUCAAGAUUUUCGUGACAAGACAAGUGAUAAGUUUGAGUUUGUGGUCCCGAAGAGAGGGGUUUACCGUUUCUGCUUCACCAAUAAGUCCCCAUAUCAUGAAACUGUUGAUUUUGAUGUACAAGUUGGUCACUUCUCAUACUACGACCAGCAUGCAAAAGAUGAGCAUUUUGCCCCCUUGCUGGAGCAGAUAUCAAAGUUGGAGGAAGCUCUGUACAAUAUCCAAUUUGAGCAGCAUUGGUUAGAGGCUCAGACCGAUCGUCAGGCAAUAGUGAAUGAUAACAUGGGUCGGAGAGCAAUGCACAAGGCAAUGUUUGAAUCAGCUGCACUAAUUGGAGCUAGCGUCCUUCAAGUUUACCUCCUUAAACGCUUGUUUGAACGGAAGCUCGGGACAUCCAGAGUCUAAGUAGGCUUGUAGCUGCCUGCAAUGGAUAUUCGUCAAUUCUGGUACUUACACGCUCCAAGUUCAGCUCCACCUGGCUAUGCCUAUUUAAAGGUUUUUUUGUACCUAAUUUACUAUUAAAGCAUUCCUCCUUCCACAAUUCUUGUGUAACACUUAUUUACCAGUAGUUAAAAGAUGUUUUGAAACCUAGGGAGUUUCUUUGAUCUCCUGGACAAUGUUCCAUAUUUUUACUCUCUAAAGUUAUGUAUGAAUUUUUUGGUUCAGUUUUGCUCUUUUGCUUCUUUUACGUGAAAUACAGCCCCUGCUGCUUG
Rubroshorea leprosula is the source of this 1104-nucleotide messenger RNA. The record is from the annotation of a GenBank genome assembly. Lineage: Eukaryota; Viridiplantae; Streptophyta; Magnoliopsida; Malvales; Dipterocarpaceae.